Messenger RNA from Alnus glutinosa, 1184 nucleotides. Its product is annotated as putative F-box protein At5g50220. Gene Ontology annotation, molecular function: protein binding. The coding region runs from base 69 to 1184 and encodes 371 amino acids. NCBI's taxonomy places the organism in Eukaryota, Viridiplantae, Streptophyta, Magnoliopsida, Fagales, Betulaceae. The transcript has a single exon. The record is from RefSeq and is a predicted model, not a curated record.
CUGUCAAGAAAUCCCUCGUUCUUUUACGUUUUUUAGCCUCAAAAUCUUCACUCUGCUGUUUGAUUUCAAUGGAACCUCUUGCUCCUCCGGAUCUUCCACCAGAUAUAAUCUUGAAGAUUUUAACCUGGACAUCACUAAAGAGUAUUGGGCGAUGCAGGGUGGUUUCAAAGGAUUGGAACUUGAUAACUUACGACUCAAGUUUCAUGCAGGAGCAUUAUCAAAAAAGAACAACAAUAUCCGGAUUCUUCAUGCAAACCAAGUCUCAGACCAAUCUCAUGCCCCAGUUUGUCUCCACGAACAAUUUGGCCACCGACUCUAAGCUCUCCCUCGACUUCUUGCCCGGUCCCGUCAGAAUCGAAGCGGCCACUAAACAAGGUAUUCUAGUCUGUGUGAAUUAUUACCCGGGAAAUAGACCAGAAAUACUCGAACAUUAUGUCUGCAAGCCUAGUACUCAGCAAUGGUGCAAGAUACCGAAUCCCGAAACUCGGUCCCAUGUUCUCGGAACUGGGAUGGUGGUACUCGGAUCGAAGCCUUUCCGCUACAAGAUAGUUCGGUUUUCAACACUCAGCACAAAUCCAUCCACCAUCAAGUAUCGUUGUCGAUGCGAGAUUUUCGAUUCAAAAACACGGGCGUGGAAGCAGUUGAAAGAUGUAAUAUUGUUGCCUGAAGGCAACUUCUUUAGAUUUGCAUCCGCCAUGUCUGUUUGCGGUACGCUAUAUUGGCUUCUGACCAACCACAACAACAACGUUUUAGCGUUUUGUGUAGACACCGAGAGGUGGAGGGUGUUUGAGUUGCCUUUCCCUCUGUGCAACAGGAAAUAUUUUUGGUACAGGAAGCUUGUGGAUUACAGAGGCCGCCUUGCGAUGCUUUGCAUGAGAUCAAGGACGUCUGAUAUGCAGCUGUGGGUUAUGGAAGACCUUGAAACAAAAGCAUGGAGUUUGAGACUAACAAUUUGCAUUAAGCAGCCCCUUCUUCCAAAGGACGAACCCUAUUAUUUUCCUCAUGCCUUUGUCUGCUCCGAUGUUCUACUCUUAAUGGGCGCUCACACUGCGGUAUUAUACAAUUUUAAGAGUUCUACUUGCGUUGUACGCGAGCUGUUGGAGUGUGAGGGCGGGCAACAGACUUUUCCCAUCCUUUCAGAUUUAGAGUUGGUUGGUGGUAUGAGCGACAAUUUUUUGACUUGA